UCCCCUUCCUCCUGCCCGCUGCACUGUGGAGAUUGUAGUCCCCGCGCUGCCCCGCGCUCGGGGCACGGCCACGUUUUCUGAGUCCCCCCCAUUCCCUCCGACAUCCUCCUCCUCUUCCUCCUCCUCCUCCUCCUCGCUGCGGAUCCGGCUCUCAGCAGGACCAUAGGGAGCCACGAGACCCCCUGCGCCGUGCCCGGGCCCGCCGCUUCCAUGCCCACUGCCCCCCAGGAACUGCAGCGACGUGGCUUUCGAUGCAUCGGAGCGCGCCUGCAAUGGGCUGCCCACAAAGCUCAUCUAGCUGAUGGUCCCCGGGAUAACACCGCUGUCCUGCUGCAGAGCUGGUGGAGCCAUGCCCAAGAAGGAUGAGGAUGCCAAAAAGCCGGCAUCGGAGGCUGCACCGGACCAGCAUUGGAAGCUACAAGUCUUCUACCUCUGCUUCUAUGGCUUCAUGACACAGAUACGGCCUGGGGAGAGCUUCAUCACCCCCUAUCUCUUGGGGCCUGAUAAGAACUUCACACAGGCAGAGGUGACCAACGUGAUCACACCGGUGCUGACCUAUUCCUACAUGGCUGUGCUGGUACCCACCUUCCUAUUGACGGACUACUUGCGCUACAAGCCGGUGCUGGUGCUGCAGAGCCUGAGCCACAUCUCCAUCUGGCUGCUGCUGGUGUUGGGUACCUCUGUCCUGGCCAUGCAGCUGAUGGAGUUCUUCUACGGCAUCACUAUGGCCGCCCGCAUCGCCUACUCCUCCUACAUCUUCUCCCUCGUCGCUCCAUCCCGCUACCAGCGUAUGGCCAGCUAUUCCCGCUCCGCUGUCCUCCUGGGUGUCUUCACCAGCUCGGUGCUGGGCCAGCUCUGCAUCAGCUUGGGCAAUGUCUCCUUCCUCAGCCUCAACUACGUCUCCUUGGUCUUCGUCAGCUUUGGCUUCAUCCUCACCCUCUUCCUCAAGCAGCCCCGCCGCAGCCUCUUCUUCAAUCGUCCUGAUAGGGCUGUGGAUGGGGCUGCACCCACUGAGAUGGACAAGAUGGCAGGGGGGGAUGGUGGCAGGGGGACAAAGGGAUGGAGGGACAUUGCACUGUGCCGGAUGCUGCGGGAGGUGGGAGCGCUGGCCAAGCAGCCCCAGCUUCGGCUCUGGUCCUUGUGGUGGGUCUUCAACUCGGCUGGUUACUACCUGAUGCUGUACUACGUGCAGAUCCUCUGGAAUGAGAUCUACCCGGCCACGGACAACCGCCGUGUGUACAAUGGAGGGGUGGAUGCUGCAUCCACGCUGCUGGGGGCUGUUGCCUCCUUCGCUGCUGGCUACUUGAAGAUCCGCUGGACACUGUGGUCAGAGCUGGUGAUCGGGAUGGUGACGGCUUUCCAGGCAGGAUUACUGCUGCUCAUGAACACCACCAGCAACAUAUGGCUGUGCUACACUGCCUACGUCCUCUUCCGCAGCUCCUACCAGUUCCUAGUGCCCAUUGCCAUUUUCCAGAUUGCUAUGUCCCUCUCCAAGGAGCUCUGCGCGCUCGUUUUCGGGGUCAACACCUUCUUCGCCACGGUGCUGAAGACCAUCAUCACCAUCAUUGUGGCUGACAAGAGGGGCUUGGGCUUGUCCGUGCAUCCCCAGUUCUAUGUGUAUUUUGGCUACUUCACGCUGCUGGCGGUGACCUACCUGCUGGCAGCUGUUGGUGUGGGCAUCCGGUACAGCCGCCGCAAGCAGCCAGGAGAGCUGGCGUUGGCCAACGAACCAUGCCAGGUCCCCGCAGAGGUGCCACCAGCACAGGAGCAGAGGCUGGAUGCUGGUGCUUUGCGAGCUUGAGCGCUGGCACCGCAGCCACCGUGGUUGGGUCUUGGCCGCGU
Molecule: messenger RNA, 1842 nt
Organism: Pezoporus flaviventris
Lineage: Eukaryota; Metazoa; Chordata; Aves; Psittaciformes; Psittacidae
Gene: SLC19A1
Product: solute carrier family 19 member 1
Exons: 6
Coding region: 302-1801 (499 amino acids)
Biological process (GO): folate transmembrane transport
Cellular component (GO): plasma membrane; apical plasma membrane; basolateral plasma membrane
Molecular function (GO): folate:monoatomic anion antiporter activity; folic acid binding
Source: RefSeq, a predicted model, not a curated record